Messenger RNA from Clonostachys rhizophaga, 1554 nucleotides. Lineage: Eukaryota; Fungi; Ascomycota; Sordariomycetes; Hypocreales; Bionectriaceae. The record is from the annotation of a GenBank genome assembly.
AUGCGACCUACAAUCAACACGGAUCACCUCGUUGAGGGAAAUCCAUUCGAAAGAGUAGACCCGGAUCGAGUCCAGGGCAUGCUUAAUGGAUAUGAGGUCUAUCCUCUUCACUUCCUCGACAACCAUCCGGGCUUCAAGGAAACGUACACAUACACCUUGCAGUUCAAUGACGUUCUUGACGCUCAGUUGCUCCACGUAGCGCUCCGUCGUCUUCUUGAGCACGGAGAUUGGCGCAAAUUCGGUGGCAGACUUCGAACCAACAAGGUUAGAGGCCGACGUACACUUGAGGUCCACGUUCCAACCACCAUUACUCCUGACUACCAAACUGUCGCCUACUCGCAUCAGGUGAUCCGAUCUAAGCUUAGAGAGCAUCCCCUCGGAUCUUUGCUUCCUCAGCCUACUGGCGAGCGCGGCUCCAUCCAGGAAGGUGCGGACCACUUCCGGGACUUCUCAGCAGGCCCCAAUGUCCCAAAGGACUUUUCCGCCUACCUCAGCGGCGAUGUCCCGAUCAUAGCACUUCAUGUUAUUUGCUUCGCAGAUGCCACUCUUGUGUCCCUCGCCUGGCCUCAUGUCUUGAUGGAUGGCACUGGGCUCCAGAUACUUCUCAACUGCUGGUCUCAUAUGCUAGCCGGCCGCGAGAACGCCGUGCCCCCCGUCCUCGGAGCUCGACACGACUUCAUCUCACGAGCCAGCGAAUCUGCAUUGGCCCGUGAUGAGAUGAAUGAUGAGAACUGCCUACUCAGAGGAUGCACUACCUUGCGUCUCGCCUUCAAUGUGAUCUGGGACCAAUUGUCGGUUUUUUUUAGUACACAGAAACCAGUCAACCGCACAGUGUAUCUUCCAAAACGUGCUGUUCAGAAGCUUCGAAACCAAGCUCUCUUUGAAAUCCAACGGGCCAAUCCAGGCCACCCAGAUAAGCUCUGGGUCAGCGAAAGCGACGUGAUCCUCGCCUUGUUCGUUCACACAACCGCUCUCUGCGAACCAACCCCUCGCCCCGUCACUGUGUUUGGCGCCUUUGAUCUCCGAUCCCGGCUGCCAGACUACAUCGAUAAGUCUGGCGUCUACAUCCAGAACAUGGCGUGGGUUCUCGCGACCCCCUUGGACGCCGACACUGCCCUAGGCUCAAUGGGAGAGGUUGCUCUGGCGCAUCGAAGAUCUCUACAAGAGCAGACAACCCAGGGGAGAGUCCUGGCACUGCUUCGUAAGCUCAAGCAGCAGUCGGACUCGGGCGAUGGAAUGACGGUGUUUAGUGGACCACCCAAUGCCAUCCUCUACCCUGCCGGCAACCUAACCAAGCUCAACUUCUGCCGCGCGGCGAACUUUUUACCUGCCGUCUUCCGAACAGGAGACGACAGCCCAACACGCCGCAACCCUCCCGGAACAUGUGUCUAUCACCAUAAGGGGUUUUGGAACGAGGAUCGGGUUUCGAAGAAGGGUAUGUUCAUUCUUGGGCAGGAUUGGAAUGACAACUACUGGAUUACGGGCUGGGGCAUGCCUGAUAUCUGGCGUCGCAUCCAGGAGACUCUGGAUGAGUUGGGCCCUUUCCGCCGUUAA